Molecule: messenger RNA, 612 nt
Organism: Iphiclides podalirius (scarce swallowtail)
Lineage: Eukaryota; Metazoa; Arthropoda; Insecta; Lepidoptera; Papilionidae
Source: the annotation of a GenBank genome assembly
AUGACUUCACCAACUAAACGUAAUAAGGUUGUAGAUCAAUUGCAAAAAAAUCCGUAUUUUGAAAAAUAUGCGGAUCGAAUUGCUGCUUUGCAAAAAACUUCACCCGAAGAAUUUUUAGAGAGAUUAGAGAAACAAAAUAAGAAUAAAGAGGAAGAAAAGAAAAAGAAAUUUGGCAGCGUUGAUACCAGACAAUUCUCCUCUGUCUUGAACCCAAAGAAAGCGUUGACAGAUGAUAUACCAGUAGACGAUAAAAAACUUGAUACUAUUUUUAAAUUAGACUUGGGAUAUGAGUUUAUUAUGUGUCAGUGCUAUGGACAAACAGUUCAUUUCACGCCUCUUCUUGCAUUUCAGGUACAUAAAGAAAAUGCUCCUGAAUGUUUAACGAUGAUACACUAUACUGAACUAAGAUCCAAAGGAAUUGUUCUAAUGAGAGGAGAGUAUGACAAGAAUGUUUUAAAUGGUCAAGAGGCCCAAUGCUUGGCAAAUCAGUUCCAAAUGUAUUUUAGUGGAAAAGACCAAGCCAAAUUACAGCUUCUGGAAACAUUCAAUAAAAAGCCAGAUUCUUUUAAACAUAUGGACUUAAUUGCAGAGUUAGAAAAUAUUACCCUUGUU